This is a messenger RNA of Xenia sp. Carnegie-2017, 655 nucleotides long. RefSeq lists its product as uncharacterized. NCBI's taxonomy places the organism in Eukaryota, Metazoa, Cnidaria, Anthozoa, Malacalcyonacea, Xeniidae. Bases 83 to 655 code for a protein of 190 amino acids. The transcript is spliced from 3 exons. The record is from RefSeq and is a predicted model, not a curated record.
GUGAAGAUAAGGCGGUGUUUUGCUAGGUCUUCAGGCACUAUAGCGAUCUCUAAAGGUACAUACAAAAAGACUUCAGACAAAGAUGCAACUAAACAACGGAACUUUCCUCAUCACCAAUAAGUUGUAUAACCAUGCGAAACUGGCGAUGUGGGGAACUGAUCCCAGAGAUAUGGGGACUACUGAAGAGAAGGCAGAUAAAGAUCAGUUAUGGCAACUGAAAGAAGAACCAAAACAUCCCGGAUAUUAUUACAUCUGCAAUUUGAAAUAUGUUACAUUUCGACUGGCCAAGUGGAGACCUGGAAUUGAAGACGUUGGUUCGUAUACUGGCCCUCAUCAUGACAAUCAGUUGUGGAGAUUUGAAGAUACCGGUGACGGUUUCUAUCGAAUAUACAAUUUUAUCUACAACGAGGCAAGACUAAGAAAAUGGGGAAAAGAAAAUGACGAAUGGGGCACUGGUGAAGGCCGUGCUCAAGAUGAUGAAUCAUGGAAACUGGUACCUAGGUUCAGAGCAGACGUCAAAACUGCUACAAUAUGGAGCGUAGACAACAGACGAGGAUCAGAAUCUUUGUCAGGAAAAGUAUCCGUAACCACUGGCCUCGAGUUUUCAUCUUACUCGUCUAUUUCAACCACAGUUGGUUUGGAACAAUCUUUAUAG